This is a messenger RNA of Drosophila eugracilis, 1153 nucleotides long. It is a transcript of the gene GIIIspla2, whose product is annotated as acidic phospholipase A2 PA4. The record is from RefSeq and is a predicted model, not a curated record. Gene Ontology annotation, biological process: phospholipid metabolic process; arachidonate secretion. Lineage: Eukaryota; Metazoa; Arthropoda; Insecta; Diptera; Drosophilidae. Gene Ontology annotation, molecular function: A2-type glycerophospholipase activity. The coding region runs from base 79 to 696 and encodes 205 amino acids. The transcript has 2 exons.
GAGCAUAUAAAACGGCAGUGUUUUUCGGAUUGGCGAGCAAUCAGUUAGAGACACCGAGCGCUAAAAAAAACAUACACGAUGUUGAUCCCAACCCAAAGCACUAUCUACGUACUGAUGCCUCUGGUGAUUUUGGCGACCUGGCAGCUGUGCGUUGUUCCCGGGACGGAUGCCAAGCACUUGGCCGCCAGAUCACACGACCCCGAAACGGUACCCCUAUCCCAAGUCCAUACACAUAAUAGUGAUGUCGUUGCUGCAGUGCGUCGUCGUGAGCGUAGACAACUCUCUGAUUGGUUAAUUGCCCCUAACACGCGGUGGUGCGGUCGUGGUAACCUGGCCAAUGGAACCUACAACGACUUGGGUGGCGCCUCCAAAGCAGACAAGUGCUGCCGGAAGCAUGACCAUUGCAAAAUGUGGAUCGAUGGAAUGUCCAAUCGCUAUGAUCUCUUCAACUACCGACCGUACACUUUGUCCCACUGCAGCUGUGAUCUACGAUUCCGUACCUGCCUGAAAAUGGCCGGUGACGAGGAUGCGAACGCCAUUGGAAAGCUAUUUUUCAAUGUCGUGCAGACACAGUGCUUCGGCCUGAAGGUGGAGACUGUGUGCGUACAGCGUGGCGGUUCUGGAAAGGAAUCAGAUCCCUGCCUCAAGGAGGAGGUUCGCCACAAGGCGUUCCUGCGGAACAACAAGCGGUUUUAAGUUAGUACACGAUGACCGGCAGGAAUUUGAGUAUACCAAAGUCGCCUGCCCGUAUAAGAAGCGAACAAACUGCCUCAGAGUGCUGCAAUUGAGUUUGAAACUUAAUAGGAGAGCAUGGCAAUAACACCAUCAUUAUCCGUACUUAGAGGAGGAGAGAUAGCCAGAGACACCCGUCUAUGUAUUAAGCUAUAUACAUACCUACAUAUGUAUAUAACUUUAAAGUGCUAUUAUAUUGCGCAGUAGUCGAUAUGAUAUAUAUAUAUAUAUAUAUAUAUAUAUAUGUAUAUACAUAUACUUAGUUGUAGUCAAUCCAUCUAGUUUAGGCCGACGAAUCACAUACAGGCUGCCAGAAAACAAAGUUUUUAACUAUCUGUAGACCCCGUAGAUACUCUAUAAACACUAUUCUUAUUUAGUUGUAGUAGUAAGUUAAUAAAAGGAUUUUCCAAAGAAUGAAAAA